UUCGAGUCGUGGGGUAACAUGGGAGCAGUUGAGUCGACAUCGACGCAAUUGUUCUCGCACCCGAUCCCGCACAGCGAGCUUCCUGGGUACGGGCCAGUGCAUGUGAGCCCUGAUGCGCUCCCUCUCGCAGACCACAUCUUGACGCAGUGGGAGAACUUCAAGCGUGGACUGUCGAUCUCGGCGGACUCCAACUACCUCGGCACACGUUCUCGCGAUGCGACCGGCAAGGCUGGGGCGUACACGUGGAUUACGUACAACCAGACGCUCAAGCGCGCCGAGCGUAUUGCGACGGGUUUCCAAAAGCGCCUGCACGUCCGUCGCCAGGAAAUGGUUGGCGUGAUGAGCAAAAACCGCGCAGAGUGGGUGCUCACGGAAAUUGCAUGCAACCGCAUGAGCUACGUUCUCGUCCCUCUCUACGACACCCUCGGUCCCAAAGCGAUCCCUUACAUUGUCAACCAUUCUGGCAUGCGGGUGCUCGUGGCCGCAGGGGAGUUGAUUCCGAGCAUUCUGGACGUCAAGCACGAGUGCCCGACUCUCGAGUUCCUUGUUUCCAUGGAUGUGGUCACGCCGCGGCAGCGUGCGGACGCGGAAGCGGCAGGAGUGUCGUUGAUCACGUUGGACGACAUCGAGGCAACUCCAGACGCGACGGUCCCGGAAGACCCGCCGCUUCCGUCGGACUAUGCAACGAUUUGCUACACAUCGGGGACGACGGGUGACCCGAAGGGCGCGAUCUUGACCCAUCGCAACCUCUCGACUGCAACCGAGAUCGUGACGCAUCGAGUGAUUUCGCAUCCGCAUUACGUUCACAUGUCGUACCUUCCGCUGGCUCACGUGUUUGAGCGCGUGAACGCGGCCAACAUUACGCGCGCCGGCGCGUCCAUGGGGUUUUACCAAGGCGACAUUCUCCAUCUCAUGGACGACAUGGCCGAGCUCAAGCCGCACAUCUUUGUGUCAGUGCCGCGCCUCUUCAAUCGCGUGUACGACAAGAUCAUGCAGGGCGUGAUGGCGGCAGGCGGUCUGAAGAAGCUCCUGUUUGACUACGCGUAUGCAGCCAAGAAACAGGCGCUCGACGACGGCACGAACGUGCAUGCGCUGUGGGAUGCGCUCGUCUUCGCCAAGAUUCGCAACGUGCUGGGCGGCCGCGUCGAGUUUAUCGUGUCAGGGUCGGCACCGUUGGCGGCCAACGUCAAGGAGUUUUUGAAGAUUGCGUUUUCAUGCCGCGUCGAAGAGGGCUAUGGCCUUACCGAGACGGCGGCGGCCGCGACGCUGUCGAUCCCGGACAUCCCGGUCGGCGCCCACGUCGGGAUGCCGCUCCCGAACGUCCAAAUUCGGCUGGCCGACGUCCCAGACAUGAAUUAUACGAGCGCGGACGUGCCACGUCCGCGCGGUGAGAUAUGCAUCCGUGGCAGCAACGUCUUUGCUGGGUACUACAAGGACCCGGAAAAGACGGCCGAGUGCCUCGGGCAAGAUGGGUGGUUCUCGACGGGCGACAUUGGCGCGUGGAAUGCCGACGGCACACUCAGCAUCAUCGACCGCAAGAAGAACAUCUUCAAGCUCGCGCAGGGCGAGUACGUCGCGGCCGAGAAGAUUGAAAACGUGUAUGCCAAGAGCCCGUUUGUCGCGCAAAUGUUCCUUUACGGCGACCCGUACCAAAGUUACUUGGUCGCGAUCGUUGUGCCCGACCCCGACAUUGUGCAAACGUGGGCCACCGAGCGCAACAUUCCCGACGGCCACAACAUGACGAACAUGGCGCAGCGCGCCGAUUUGAAAGCAGCCAUCUUGGCCUCGCUGGCGGACGUCGCGAAAGAAGCCAAGCUGAACGGGUUCGAAUGUGCCAAGGACAUUUACAUCCAUCCCGACCCGUUCUCAGUCGACAACGACUUGAUCACCCCCACAUUCAAGCUCAAGCGUCCCCAACUCAAGGCGUACUUUCACCGACAAAUCGAUGCCAUGUAUGCCGGCCUCCAUUAGACGGUCCCGCAGUCGGGAAGCGCUACUACCUCGUGGACCCAGCGCUCUCGCUAAUGCAUCCACAUGCGUCGCGUUGCUUUCCUCA
Aphanomyces invadans is the source of this 2056-nucleotide messenger RNA. RefSeq lists its product as hypothetical. Gene Ontology annotation, molecular function: long-chain fatty acid-CoA ligase activity. Bases 19 to 1971 code for a protein of 650 amino acids. The transcript has 6 exons. Lineage: Eukaryota; Oomycota; Saprolegniomycetes; Saprolegniales; Verrucalvaceae. The record is from RefSeq and is a predicted model, not a curated record. Gene Ontology annotation, cellular component: membrane; endoplasmic reticulum. Gene Ontology annotation, biological process: fatty acid metabolic process.